Molecule: messenger RNA, 2397 nt
Organism: Aethalodelphis obliquidens (Pacific white-sided dolphin)
Lineage: Eukaryota; Metazoa; Chordata; Mammalia; Artiodactyla; Delphinidae
Gene: TESMIN
Product: testis expressed metallothionein like protein
Exons: 9
Coding region: 428-1978 (516 amino acids)
Biological process (GO): regulation of DNA-templated transcription
Cellular component (GO): nucleus
Source: RefSeq, a predicted model, not a curated record
AUCCCCGGCCCGGCCUCGGGUCUGCAGAGGGGAGGGGGACGGUGGGCCCCCUAGUCAGCCUCGAGGGGGCGGCGGGACCCGCUCUCCAGUCGUCCCCGUCAGGGGCGGCGGGACCUCCAGGUCUGCCCCUCGGGAAUGACGGACCUCCGCCCCUUUCAGUCCCAGUCGGCCGGUCGGGCCAGCAGGGCCCCUUCUCCGGUCGGCCUCGCCGGUGCGGGGUGGGGGGUGGCCCCCUAGGCCGGCCUCUCGGGAGCGGCGGGCCCCCCCGGGUGAGAUCCCCGGGAGCGGCGGGCCCCCUGGGUCGGCGGCCGGGGCGGGUGGGGGCCGCCGCCUGACUGGGCCGCAUCGUUGCAGGUGUGCGGUUCCCGCCGGAUCCCCCUCGCGCCGGGUGCGGGGCGAUGCCCGGGCCCGGGUGCCCCCAGUGGACAUGGAAGAGGCCCCUCUGCUGGGCGGCAUGUGCAGCCCCGAGGACGAGAUGGUGACAGACCUUUUCAGCGCCGAGAGUCAGUUUGUUCCUGAAAACCUUCCCCUGAAAACCCCGGUGUCGGUGAAGCACGAGGCAGACGAGUUCCACGUCUUCAAAGACGCGUACCUGGGCUCCGCGGACCCCAAAGAGCCCCUGCUGCACGCCUUCAACGCCCCGCUCGACGGGGACUGCAAGGGCAAAGUCAAAGUGGAGCUGCUGGUGGAUGAGAACGGAGAUGAGGAAACGCGCGGGGAGUUCCCGAGUCUUCCCAAGCUCAAUCCCCUGGAAGACGCCGUUCUUCCCGCCGCCCAGCAGCCGCAAGCCUACAACCUCUACUUCCUGUCCUCCCUGCUGACCCCGCACAGGAGUCCUGCCGUCGGGCCCCUGGGCACCUGGGCCAGGGAAGGAGCCGCCCACCCCGGCGUCCGCGUGAUUCCAGUUGAAAUCAAGGAAGCAGGUGGUACUAUCGCAAGUAACAAUCUGGAGGAAGCAACUUUUCAGAGCCUUCCGGCCCAGGAGUCCUGUUGCAAGUUCCCAACAGCACAAGAAGCAGAGGAUGCCUCUGGGGGCUCUCAUAAGAAAGACUCUAACCCAAUGGUGAUAUAUCAGUUGAAAGGGGGUACACAAAUGCUGUGUGUAGACAAUUGUGGCACAAGAGAACUAAAAGCACUUCAUUUGGUUCCUCAGUAUCAAGACCAAAAUAAUUAUCUACAGUCAGAUGUCCCUAAACCCAUGACUACUUUAGUAGGAAGAUUUUUGCCAGUACCAGCAAAUUUAAAUCUCAUUACACAACAACUUGAUAAUGGAGCCUUACCAUCCGUAGUCAACGGGUCUGCUUUCCCUUUGGGAUCAACUCCUCCAGGACCACCAAAAAUGACUUCGGCUAGGUACUGUGAUUGCUUUGCAAGCGGGGACUUUUGCAACAAGUGCAAUUGUAAUAAUUGUUGCAACAAUUUACAUCAUGACAUGGAACGGUUUGAGGCCAUUAAGGCAUGUCUUGAUAGAAAUCCGGAAGCUUUCCAACAAAAAAUUGGGAAAGGACAAUUGGGAGACGUUAAGCCUCGACACAGCAAAGGAUGUAAUUGCAAGAAGUCAGGCUGCCUUAAGAAUUACUGUGAAUGCUUUGAGGCCAAAAUUAUGUGUUCUUCUAUUUGCAAAUGCAUCGAUUGCAAAAAUUAUGAAGAAAGCCCAGAACGAAAAACACUAAUGAACAUGCCAAACUAUAUGGAAAUCGGAGGUUUUGAAGGCGGCCAUCAUUUGUCAACAACUAAAUUUUCAGGACUACCAAAAUUCAGAAAAGAUAGGCAGUCAUCCUCAUGCAUCUCCUGGGAGGUGGUGGAAGCCACGUGCGCCUGCCUGCUGGCUCAGGGCGAAGAGGCCGAGAAGGAGCACUGCUCUGAGAGCUUGGCAGAGCAGAUGAUCUUAGAGGAAUUCGGGAGAUGCUUGUCGCAGAUUCUCCAUAUUGAGUUUAAAUCCAAAGGGUUGAAAAUUGAGUCAAGUACAACGUGGUGAAAUGUGCAUGCAUGUAGAUUUUGUCUCCAUAUUCUGCAGGAAAACUCGUUUAGAAAAGUUGUUUUAAGGACCAUGAGGCCAGGUUUACACCAACAGCUUCAUCAUUAAAAUCAAGCUUUCCCUCUGCAUCAGGGCACCAAGGGGUUACUCAGAGUCUCUGAGGGAUUUGGCGAUUAAAACCCUCCCUCCGUUUUUGAGGAGGUGCAUGACAUAACUGCUGUUGUCUGGACCCGAGGAGAGAGCAUGUGUUCCUGUGAUCCCGGGAGAAUUGUCUGCACUGACACUGAGUCAUGGAGGGUGGAAGCAGGCCCUGGAGAGAAGUAAAAGUCAUUCCUAUUGACUUCACCCUCUCCCGGGAAUUUCUUCCUCUGGCGGGUUCUCUGCAUAAAAAGCCAUAAUGAUUUUCCCCUAAAUUGUUU